CGCCCGCGCGUCCCCGUGGCCUCGUGGGUUGUGUCUCCACUUCGCCCGGCGUUCUCCCCCUCUCCCCCAGGGCUUUCUCCCGGGCCUGCGGAUCCGAGGAUGCCCUGGGUGUUUGGGGAAACUUUGGGCCAGUGAGAAAGCAGAGGAGGAGGCUGGCGCCUGGCCCUCGGCCCAGCGGGGCGCGCAGAGGGCGGCCGCCGGCAGGGCCCGGGCUCCCGAGACCGGGGCACUGCGGUGGCACGACGCGGUCCACCGGCUCCCACGGCCCCCACGCCCCCGGGGUGGGGACCCAACUCCCGGCUUAGGGACCCGCUCCUGAGCGGUGCGCGGUCUUCUCUCGCGUGUUUUGUGCAACAAAAAUGAGAACUUUUAAGCAAGGGAGAGCAAAACCUCUAAGAAAAGUUGGGAGAGAGGGACUCUUGAGAUGGAGGCCGAUAAUCUUAAACACAGUGCGCGGAGUUUUCUUUCUAGUAAUGCUGGCUUUGGAGCAACUUUUAAUUAAGAAAGCUUGUGUGGACAGUCUACUUCCCAGCCCCUUGAGGACCCCACAGAACACCAAGACUUCUUCAGAGACCUCAUAUCAAGACGAGAUUUUAAAAGCGUUUGUACAAGAUUCCGAACGUGAAGACCUGAGCUGUGUGCGCGCCCUCCUGGUGAAGGAGAGACCGAGGAUUUCCGGUCGCCACUGUCAGGCAGUAGCUGGGGCUAGCUGUCCGCUUGACACCUGGUGAAGUGGCGCUUUCAGGGAGAGAAAUAUUUAAAGCUGACACCUGUCACCAAAACAUAUGGUGCAGAUUUUCAAAGAGAAGCUAGAACUAAUGGUGAAGUACAGUGCUUAAAUCUGGUAAAAAGAAAAUGCCGAGGAGCUAAAUUUCAUAAGCUAGGCUUUCCAGGAGCAACAAAAUGAAGCCCGAAUUAUUGUUUUUAAAAGUCAUAUUGUAAUAAGACAGCAAAGUUGGUGGUGAGUAGGAAAACCUGAAAGAUGGAUAUUUUCAUUAUUUCUCUUCUGUUUUUCCACGGACCCUAUAGGUGUCUUUGAUUCUGUUAGUAUGUUGUUGUCCUUUAGUGGGUGAACACGGUUGCUGUGACCCUCCAGGAAUUGGAAAUCGGAAAUGCCAGGUGGUAAGAGAGGCACUGAGAGGAAGGCGAGUAGCGGGCGCUGCUGCCAGUGUUUGUGGAUCCGAUGCCAUGCCUCUGCCCGCGUGUCUACCAGCUGACCCCUGGUCCCCAAGCGCCCCCCCCCCCCCAAGGCCCAGCAGCGGCGGGCGGGCGGGGAACCCUGCUGCACUGGAGAUGGUUGCCCGGGAGCGCGGGUACACAGAACGGUCCCUAGGGACGAGGAGGGGUGGCGGCGAGCGGGGCGCCAUGAGCCGGCGGCAGGUGUUACAAGUGUUCGAGAUGUACCAGAAUGCCCGGACCCAGUUCGUACAGACGGUGGCGGAGCAGGCGACCCGGCCUCAGAACAUCGAGACUCUGCAGAAUGCGGGUGUGAUGUCCUUGCUGCGGCCUCUCCUUCUGGACGUGGUCCCAACGAUUCAACAGACUGCAGCCUUGGCUCUGGGGAGGCUGGCCAACUACAACGAUGACCUAGCAGGCGCGGUGGUGAAGGGCGACAUUCUCCCGCAGCUUGUGUACUCGCUGGCCGAGCAGAACUGUGUCUACAAGAAAGCGGCUGCCUUUGUGUUGCGAGCAGUUGGCAAACACUCUCCUCAGCUGGCGCAGGCCAUAGUUGACUGUGGUGCCCUGGACUCACUAGUGACAUGCUUGGAAGAUUUUGACCCUGGAGUCAAGGAAGCCGCGGCCUGGGCACUUGCAUACAUCGCACGGCACAAUGCAGAACUGUCACAAGCUGUGGUGGAUGCAGGAGCUGUUCCUCUUUUAGUUCUCUGUAUUCAAGAGCCAGAAAUUGCUUUGAAAAGGAUUGCUGCCUCGGCCCUCAGUGAUAUUUCAAAGCAUUCCCCAGAGCUGGCGCAGAUGGUGGUGGACAUGGGGGCUAUUGCUCACUUAGCGCAGAUGAUCCUCAACCCUGACGAGAAACUGAAGCAACAGGUCCUCUCAGCUCUGAGUCAUAUUGCUAAGCACUCUGUGGAUCUGGCGGAGAUGGUUGUUGAAGCGGAGAUUUUCCCAGUUGUGCUUACAUGUCUGAAGGAGAAGGAUGAAUACGUGAAGAAAAACGCUUGCACUUUAAUUAGAGAGAUUGCGAAGCAUACACCCGAGCUUUCACAGCUGAUUGUUAACGCCGGGGCCGUGGCCGCAGUGAUCGAUUGCAUUGGGUCCUGCAGAGGGAACGUCAGGCUGCCGGGCAUCAUGAUGCUGGGGUACGUGGCCGCUCAUUCCGAGAACCUGGCCAUGGCCGUGAUCAUCUCCAAGGGUGUCCCCCCGUUGUCGGCCUGCCUGUCGGAAGACCUGGAGGAUCAUAUUAAGGCUGCGGCUGCCUGGGCCCUUGGACAGGUGGGGAGGCACACCCCCGAGCACGCCCGGGCUGUCGCCAUCACGAACGUCUUGCCAGUGCUGCUGGCCUUGUACAUGUCCACAGAGAGCUCCGAGGACCUGCAGAUGAAAAGUAAAAAGGCCAUAAAGAAUAUCAUACAAAAAUGCACGUACCUCCCCGCCCUCGAGCCGUUCCUUUACGACGCGCCUCCCAAUAUCCUGAAGUACGUGGCUGGACAGUUUAGUAAGGUGCUGCGACACGACAGCAAAGCUCGGCGGCUUUUUGUAACGAGUGGUGGACUUAAGAAGAUCCAAGAGAUAAAAGCAGAGCCUGGUUCUCUCCUCCAGGAAUACAUCAACAGUAUCAACAACUGUUACCCAGAGGAAGUAGUAAGGUACUAUACCCCUGGAUACUCAGAAACGCUUCUGCAGAGGGUGGACAGCUACCAGCCGCUUGCUAACUGAAAAAAGCAUAUUUUUAUACUCAGAGUCACGGGAGAGUAAGAAUAACAGUUGUUUCUAAGAUGUUUGCACUAAGUAAUUCUCCUCUUGUUCAAUGUGAAAUGCCUUUAGUGUUUUCUGUAUUUAUUAAUACUCUAUAAACUAUUAGCUACAAUGCAUGAAAAGACUAGUCAAUCAUUUGCAUAAAGGUAGAUUUAAAGGCAGGACAGGCUUUAAGGUAUUUGUUUUUUUCUAUAAACUCACAAACAUAACACAACACACAUAUCCUCCCAAGGAGAUACAAAUGAGACAUGCUGUUUGAAAAGCCUUAGUUACUUCCUCAUGGACUGGCUAGGAAAACUCACCUUGCCAGUUACACAGAGACAGGAAACGGAAUCUGGAAAGGGGAAAAUGAUGGUAGGAAUGCAGCCCUAAAAAAGAGUCCUGGUUUACCUAAGUGCACAGAAGACAGCACAGGAGCUCUCCAGGGGCCUGCCUGGUUUCUUAAGAAUUUAGGAAAGCCCCUCCCCCCUUUUAUUCUGGUUUUGAAACUAUUUUCUUCUCACCCUAUAUGAAGCGUUUGUUUCUUAGCUGUCAUGCUGUGCAUUCCCUCUGAGAACUCUUACUGUGAUUCCUCUUCAAGGCUCAAGACACAGAAGCUUUGUUGUUAGGGUUCCCUUGUCCCAGGAUCAGUUUACAACUUUCAGAAUUCACAUAUUCAGGCUUUAAGAUACAUCGGCACAGAAUAGCAGAAGACUCAGACCUAGUGCAUUUCAGUUAGGAAGCUGUAAUGGGGUCAAAGUAGAUUCCAACAAAACACUAAAAAUGGUAUUGCUUUUUUUAAUUUUUUUUAUUUUUUUUAUUUUUUUUUAU
Messenger RNA from Meriones unguiculatus (Mongolian gerbil), 3744 nucleotides. RefSeq names its product sperm associated antigen 6 (gene Spag6). Lineage: Eukaryota; Metazoa; Chordata; Mammalia; Rodentia; Muridae. The transcript is spliced from 13 exons. Bases 1189 to 2895 code for a protein of 568 amino acids. Gene Ontology annotation, cellular component: axoneme; sperm principal piece; microtubule cytoskeleton. Gene Ontology annotation, biological process: neuron projection extension; epithelial cilium movement involved in extracellular fluid movement; sperm axoneme assembly. The record is from RefSeq and is a predicted model, not a curated record. Gene Ontology annotation, molecular function: microtubule binding.